AUGGAAGACUCCGAACAUAUUAGCGUACUUAUGGAAGGCAGUGAAAUACCACCGGCGGCGACCAUUGGUGAGGCUGACAAGCCUAGCAACGACACAGCAACUGGAAUUGGAUCGACAUUCACAGCUGGUAGUGCACCGUAUUGUCACGCAUCAACGCCCACUACUCACCCUUCCACAUUUACAGUACCGGGCGUGAACAACGCAUCCAUGAUAACAUCAGUUCAUGGAACUCAACCGCACUACAUGGUAUAUAGUACCAGUGCACCGCUGUUUCAAACCGCGGCAGUCAAUGCAUUUACAAGCACGCGUGGGCCCGGCAUUGCUAAUGGUGACAUACCUAACCUCACUUCGGCUUUCAUGCCUUGUAGCGCGCUAACCUAUCCAACGUUCGGCAAUACAUUUCGGCCAUUUUGUUCACAGACGAAUAUGCAUAGCCGCGUGGCACCACCACCGAAUACUUCUGUUUUCAUGCAGCCGAACAUUAUGUCAUCGUGUAACCAAACGCGUGACCCCUCUUAUAAUGUUUUCAGCCAAUAUAGCACAUCCGACGUCAAUUUAACACCAACGCAGAUUUCCAGCAGGCAAGUAAUAACCAAGGAUUUACCGACCUUUUCCGGCAGGCCUGAGGACUGGCCCCUAUUCAUCACGAAUUACGAGCAGUCUACCGAGCGAUGUGGCUUCACUGAUCAAGAAAAUCUGAUCAGACUACAAAAGUGCUUAAAGGGACCAGCUCUCGAAGCGGUGCGUGGUAGGUUAAUGAUGCCAGCAACAGUAGGUCUGGCAAUCAACACAAUGAGAAUGCUUUAUGGUAGGCCUGACAUUAUUCAUCAAACAAUGCAGAUGAAAUUGAGACAAGAGCCAGCAGUUAGGGCCGAUAAAUUGGAAACGCUCAUAGUAUUUUCACUUGCAGUGCAAAACUAUCGCGCUACAAUCCAGGCGGUAGGCCUGGCCGAUUAUUUAAACGAUCCUGUGUUGCUUAAUGACUUGGUAGCCAAAUUGCCAAGCGAUCAAAGGCUCAAUUGGGGCGGCUAUCGUAUGUCGCUCAGUCGCGUCGACAUUGCUGUGUUUGACGAUUGGCUUUUUGGGCUUGCUACAUGCGCGAGUCAAGUAACAAGAUGUGAGCCACCCACAACCACAUCUGCAUUUGAAAAUAUUGAAGUAAAGAAAGGCCGCAAUUCCCACAAGGCAAGAAUUUUAGUUCAUGAAGUUAUGGCAAAAAAUGUAGAGGUAAACGCGAAGGUGACUAUGUGCCCAAAGUGUAGUGCCAAUCAUAAGCUGUCAGACUGUGCAGAAUUUACUGCGCUCUCGCGAAGUGAUCGAUGGCUGUUUGUACGAGAGAAAAAACUUUGCUUACGCUGUUUCAAUUCUCACUAUGUUCGCCGAUGCAAUCUGAAGAAUAGGUGUGGGGUUGACGGCUGCCAGAUGGCACACAACGCUCUUCUGCAUACACCUGUUCCCGUUAAGAGCAACGUCGGUCAUGAGCAAACAGCGCUAUACCACGAACGUCAUUCAGGCUCACCAAAGGAGAAGAAGAACUCGCUAUUCAGGUACGUCGCCGUUACUGUUCGUAACGCAUCCAAAUCUGUUGACACAUAUGCACUCAUCGACGAAGGCGCGUCUUGUACUUUAAUUGAAAACGAGCUUGCAGAUUACCUUGAAUUGGACGGGCCGUCCGAGGCGUUGUGUCUGCGAUGGACUAACGAAAUUACUCAAAGCGAAAAUAACUCCAAGUUUGUAAGUUUUGAGAUCGCAUCGACACAGUUGGGCUCUCCAAACUACUUGUUAAGAGGCGUACGCACUAUUGCUCGUUUAGGCCUGCCUGUUCAAACAUUGGACCGCGAUACCAUGGAGAAGCAUGCCCAUCUCAAAGGUCUACCUAUACUACCAUAUAACGGUGCUAGGGCUCGGAUUCUUAUCGGAGUCGACAACGCGAAAGUCUGUGUGCCAAUUGAAGUUAAGAAGAGUAGCACCUCCAACCUGAUUGCUGCUAGAUGCCGGCUGGGAUGGACCGUUUAUGGUCGAGACACAUCUGAACACGCAGUGAUGCCCCGCGUGCUCCACAUCUGCAGCUGUGAUCCUACGGGCAGGGACCGAAUGGACGAACAGAUGAAGGCGUAUUUUGCUAUCGACGCUAUCGGUGUCUAUGCGCCAGCUAAACCGCUUCGGUCAAAGGAUGAUGAACGUGCUUUACAAUUGAUGGAAAAAUUCACCAAGUUUUUGCCAACAGAGAAGAGGUGGGAAACAAGAUUGCUAUGGAAACAAGACGUCGUCGAUUUACCCGAUUCACUUCCUAUGGCGCGCCGUCGACUAAUGUGCUUGGAAGCCAAGAUGAAGCGGGAUCCUGAACUCCACCGUUUUAUCGUCGACAAAAUUGACGAUUACAAGAAAAAGGGUUACAUACGCAAAUUGGAGUCACUUGAAACAUCGAUAGGUGGCAGAUCGUGGUACCUUCCCAUAUUCACGGUGCUCAACGUUAACAAAAACAAAACUAGAUUGGUAUGGGACGCUGCAGCCAAAGCUGGAAAUACUGCACUUAACAACAUGCUGUUAAAAGGACCUGAUCAGCUAAACUCGAUGAUGGGUAUUCUUCUUCGAUUCCGCGAAAGGCCCUUUGCAAUAUGCGGAGAUUUACGCGAGAUGUUUCACCAAAUUAAGGUAGCCAAAGAGGACCAAGUGGCGCAGAAGUUUUUAUGGCGCGACGGUGAGUCUAAUCGGCAGCCAGAUGUAUAUGCCAUGUGUGUGUUGACUUUCGGCGCUUCGUGUUCUCCUUCGCUAGCGAACUACGUAGAAAACCAAAAUGCACAACGUUUUUCCGAAAAUUACCCCGAAGCUGUACAAGCCAUUAUAAGUAACACUUUCGUCGAUGAUUGGCUUCAGAGUGCAGACAAUGAGGAAGAGUUAUCGCGUUUGGCUACUGUUGUUCGCUGGAUCCAUAACGAAGGAGGUUUCGAGAUGCGAAACUGGGUAUCCAAUUCCAAGAAAACUUUGACUGCACUCUCUGCUAACAGCACGCUGCUAUCCAGAUGUUUUGAGGAGCCUGAAGCUACUAUCGAAAAGGUGCUUGGAAUGUGGUGGUUACCAGCGUCGGAUGAGCUUACCUUUGUGGAAAAGUUUCCUAAAGAAGUUUUUGAUGAGCACACAUUUCCAUCGAAGCGACAAGUUUUGCGUACAAUCAUGAAAAUAUUCGAUCCCCUUGGACUGCUCGGGUAUGUCAUCAUACAAGCAAAAAUCAUUCUACAGGACAUUUGGCGUUCAGGUGUUAAUUGGGACGAGCCUAUCAGAGAGGAUGAUCGCAGUAACUGGUGGAACUGGUUGAAAAGAAUUUCUUCGAUAAACAACGUCAAAAUUCCUCGGUGCUACUUACUUUCCAGCUGUAGCCAGAGUAACCAGUUGCACAUUUUCGUGGAUGCAAGUAUCAACGCUUAUGCUGCUGUGCCGUAUUUGCGUGCUGAAGUUGGUAACGCCGUGAACUGUUCAUUGCUGGCUUCGAAGACAAGGGUCACACCAUUGAAGCCCAUUUCAAUACCGAGGUUGGAGUUAAUGGCAGCAGUUCUGGGUCUGCGGUUGGCAGUUUUUAUAGGCAAGCAACUUUCUGUUCAGAUGCAAGAAAGUUCCAUCAAUUUGUUGCGUUACGUGUCGGCUCUUGAGGGUUCCAGCGCUAAAGAGUGGAGGUGGUUGCCAUCUUCUGAAAACAUCGCUGAUGAGGGCACAAAAUGGUCCGACGUUCGCCAUUUUGACGACAAUGCACGCUGGUUUCGAGGGCCAAAGUUCUUAGCCCAGCCCGAAUCUAGUUGGCCUGUAGGGGAGCUAGUAGGCACUACAGCAGAGCUGCAUCACAUAAGUACAAGUACACCAUUGUCCCCUACCCUGUCAGUAAUUUCUCCAGACGUACGAAGGUUUAGCACAUGGGAGAGACUGCUUUCCACACAACAAAUUGUUCUGCGUUUCCUGCGCCGGAUCUUGAAGUUUACGCCACGUUCGCUACUAAAACUUUUCGAAUUGCGCGAUAUUGAAGCAGCAGAGCAAAUUCUUAUUGCCGUAAGCCAAGAAAAUGCGUUUAGCGAAGAAGUCAAAAGCCUACAACACGGUCAAAAUAUUCAACGGCAGUCUGCUAUAUAUAAAUGGUCGCCGUAUCUGGACGAGGUUGGGAUUCUUCGCGUGAAAGGUCGAAUCGACUUCUUAGAAGGAGUAGCAGUCGAUGUGAAGCGACCUGUAAUACUGCCGAAAAAUCAUACAGUAACGCGUUUGAUAAUUGAUUUCUACCAUAGAAAAUUUCACCACCAUCAUAAUGAGAUUAUUGUCAAUGAGAUGCGCCAGCGAUACUGCGUCGGUGCUUUGCGAUCGAUGGUAAAAGAGUGCGCCAAAAGAUGCCAAAUGUGUCGCAAUCGUAAAGCUAAGCCGCAACCACCUCAAAUGGGAAGUCUACCUGUAGAACGACUGUCACCAUUUACAAGGCCAUUCACGUUUACAGGAGUGGACUAUUUUGGCCCUAUCGACGUAGCUGUUGGCCGGCGGCGUGAAAAACGUUGGGGCGUGUUAUUUACGUACCUGACGAGUCGUGCCGUCCACAUCGAGAUCGCGGCGUCGUUGUCGACGGAGACAUUCCUGCUAAUGUUGAAAUUGUUCGUGUGCCGCAGAGGAGUCCCGAAGCGCAUUGUGUCAGACAACGGCACAAAUUUUCGUGGUGCCAGCCGAGCACUUAUCAGCGAGAUAGAAAGGGUGUCAUCCGAUGACCUAGAGAGAAGACAUCCCCAAAUCGAGUGGUCCUUCAUUCCGCCCUCGGCUCCUCACAUGGGUGGGGCAUGGGAGCGAAUGAUACAGUCAACAAAAUCAAUUUUAAUGGAUAUUACGCACGAAGAAGUUCUAAGGGCCACUUUAGCGGACAUUGAAAAUAUUCUUAAUUCAAGACCUCUGACAUAUGUGCCCUUGGAGACUGCAGACGAUGACGCACUUACGCCCAAUCACUUUUUGUUAGGAAACUCAAGCGGAAUUCGCGAAUCAGGUUGUGAUGACGACAGUGGGCCAGCUCUCCGUCGAUGUUUUCGAAUUUCAAACCAGCUAGCUAACCAAUUCUGGAAGCGUUGGAUGCAAGAAUAUCUUCCGUGCCUUACUAGACGUUCUAAGUGGUUCCACCCACCGAUUCGACCUAUCGAAAUAAACGACGUCGUGGUCAUCGUUGACAACAAUGCGAAAAGGAACUCGUGGCCGAAAGGAAUAGUUAUAGAUCUCCACCGUGGAAAGGACGGAGAGGCUCGUAGCGCUGUGGUGAAACUAGCAAACGGUCUGUGCACCCGACCCGUAAUUAAAUUAGCAAAACUCGAUGUUACUAGUCACAAUUGA
Messenger RNA from Anastrepha ludens (Mexican fruit fly), 5340 nucleotides. RefSeq lists its product as uncharacterized. Bases 1 to 5340 code for a protein of 1779 amino acids. Gene Ontology annotation, biological process: DNA integration. NCBI's taxonomy places the organism in Eukaryota, Metazoa, Arthropoda, Insecta, Diptera, Tephritidae. Gene Ontology annotation, molecular function: nucleic acid binding. The transcript has 2 exons. The record is from RefSeq and is a predicted model, not a curated record.